AUGCGGUAUCAGUCACGCUUUCAGUGGCUGCUUCUGCUCAGCAUAAUCGUUGUCAGCAACGCCGACGUGCCUUCCGUCGCGGAAAUACUGCAGACGAAUCAGUAUCUUCUCGUUUCUCAGCAAAAUGGAUACGUUUCCAUCGAAAGAGAUGUCGCUCCCGGUAAAUGCCCCACCUUCAUGCAUCAACCGAAGUCGUAAGUCUACAGAACAUUUAUCUUUUCAUAAAGUAUUUUCAGAGACUAUCACAAGUAUCCUGUCAAAGGCGUUCAUCUCGUGCGUGAUCCGAACGGUCUUCUUCCUCCGAGAAUUUUGACAAUUAGAGGGAAAAUGAAUAUCCUGGCCAUCAGUAUCCGCCCACUCAAUUUAAGAGUUUCUAGAGAAUUUUAACUAAACUAGGAAUUUACAGGCGUCCGCAAUUUUUGAAGAAAUCGAUCCGAAGAUUGUAAGUUUUGUUGAGAACGGAGCGCCAAUCCGUGAUCUGUAUUCACCGCACACUUCAAAUGGAAUCCCAAACAUGAACGCUCUCGUGAGUGAAAUUUCAGUUUUUUUAGUUUCUAAAGCUUAUAUUUUUUCUAGAAAUAUUCUCUGUUCGAUUCGAACAGUCAUAUGCUCUAUCUCGACUAUUCGAGUUCUCAAGGCUUUCUCAUGCACCAGUAUUACAUCAAAAAAGUGUUCAGUGGUAAUGCGAUUUUAAGAGAAAAGCGAAAUAAUUAACGACGCACAGAUCAAUUCUAUCCGAUGUUCCUCGCAGAAUUCAAAAGCUAUUCGCCAGUCAGUCGAUCAGAAUGGGUGGAGGAUCAGUACACCAGCAAGUUCUAUUACAAAGAGAUAAUUGACAACGAAGUUGUGCUGUUCGAAGUGCCGAUGGGCACGUUCAUACCAGUCAUCACGGACGGAGAGUCGGGAACGAAAACUGGACUGCUUUACGAUCAGUCGCCUCUUCAAGGGUACGUCGAAAUAUUUGUCAUUUCGUCGAAUGAAUGAAAAAGAUUUGCAGAGCUUCGGGAGGCGCUUUCUACACUGUCAAAAGCAAUGCAAGCGAAUACUCUGCUUCUCUGAUUCCUGUCAGUUUGGGUGCUGGCAUCAAGUGCAAGACCAGUACGAAGUCGAAACAACUGCCGUCGUUCAACAAACUUAUCAUUAUUCGGUAUACUCUUCUAUUGAAAUGCAAGUAUUUUCUUUUAUUUUACAGAGACAACGACUACUGUAUGCUGAGAGACGGUCCGAAUUACAACAAGAAGAGCUGUGAAUCAGAGAAAAAAGAGUACUUUGCUGUAAUAGGCGAAGAACCGACCGACGUCAUCAAAUGGCUGCUCGUCUCCUGCAUCGUCAUGUUCAUGGUCAUCAUUCUCUUGUUCGUCUACAUUUACUGGCUUCGUUCCACUUUUGAAUCCGACCGCGACAGAACCCAUCCGCACGAGGUUACCAAGGAAUUGCCAGAAUACUUCUGACAUCUCUAUUACAGUUCGAAUCGGAAGCGUCACUUUUCGUCGCCAAACACCGGAGCUUCCCGUCCGCAUACCAAGAUCCGGCCCUUCUGGAUGUUUCCGUCGACAAAUGGAAUUAA
This is a messenger RNA of Caenorhabditis sp. 36 PRJEB53466, 1567 nucleotides long. Lineage: Eukaryota; Metazoa; Nematoda; Chromadorea; Rhabditida; Rhabditidae. The record is from the annotation of a GenBank genome assembly.